AUGUCCAAAACACUUUCUUUCUGCCCAUGUUGCUCCACCGGCAAACUCUCGAAGCUCAUGCAGUUCCGAAACAACACUUGGAAAUACAAGUGCUCUUCAAGCAAGUGCAGAGCUUGGUUGAAUCCGCAUCACCUUCAUCCCCUUUUCACAGAAGGCAAGGGUUCAACCUCGGCGUCGCUGCAGGCCCAAGCGUCUGUACUCUUACUGCUCCUCGUCCGCAUCCCGCUGUCCACGGUCCAUCUGCUCACUCAUGUGAACCACAAGGCUGUUGAGGACAUGUACCGCAAAAUGUGUGAACUGCGCAGAUACUAUGUCGAGAAGGAGGAGAAGAAGAUCACAUUCGGCACUGGGCAGUCUUGGAAAGACAUUGAGGCGGAUGAAGCCACCUUCAACAAACGUGACAUUAGUGCGUCGGUCGAAUUCAAGCACCUCAUCAAAAGACAAGAAGUCUACUUGGAUGUGGGAGCAAUGGGCGGGCUCAACCCGAAGGUGAGGGUCAAGAAAGCCCCCGGACCGGGCGCAAUUCGCAAGAUCGAGUGGCAGACUCUCGGGAACAAACUUUUGAAGGGCCGGAAAGUGGUUCUACACACGGACUCAGCAAAAUCCUACAAGGCGUACAUCGACGGGGUCAUCCACGACCGAGUAGUUCACUGCAAAAAACGUGUGAAAGCGAAUGGCCGUUUCAAGUGGAUUAAUCCCAAGUACGUAGGAAUCGUUGAGCAUAAAAUUCCUGGCACUCAGAAGAUUUUGAAAUGCAAGUCAGGAACUCAGGUGAUCGACAGAGCGUUGAAAGGUAGGAUCGUCAUAAACCAGAACUGCAAGGCCGGUUCGAAGUUGCUGCGUGCAAAGUUGCGCUCAGUGCAAUAUGAAUACUGGAACAAGAACGCAGAUCUUUGGCUCCAUACCGGAGUGUUGUGUCAGGCUCACAUGCAAAGCAUGCUGGCCGAGUGA
Molecule: messenger RNA, 951 nt
Organism: Symbiodinium sp. CCMP2592
Lineage: Eukaryota; Dinophyceae; Suessiales; Symbiodiniaceae
Source: the annotation of a GenBank genome assembly